AUGACCACCAGAGUGUCGCAGGCGUGUCAGCGCUGUCAACGACGGAAGCUCAAAUGCGACGGUCAGCUUCAGUGCUCUGCCUGCAGAACAGCAAAUCAAUCUUGCCUAUACGGCAAUGCGAACAGGAAAAGGGGCCUGGCGGAAGGUUAUGUCCGUGGUCUUGAGCGGCUCUUGGGCUUUGCCAUCAAGCGUGACUCCAGCUUGACCACCGACAUCCAAAAACAUCUCCGCCUCAACGAGUGCAAGCGACCAGAGACUCCUUCUGUCAGCCAAGAGACCAUGCUGGAAUCCUGGAAACACAGCACUGUUGCAAAGGAUGUCGAAUCGCUCUUACCAGCCCUAGAGAGAAACGAGGCGAGACAUUGGCAGUCUCUGUUCGUGGACACCGCUACAGUGGAAUCGCACUCAGUCACCGACGCCAACCCGCCCAUACUCAUUGACCGGGACUUGUCUCACUCAGUUGACCCGGCUCUUGAUGCAGCCCAACCGAAUCAUUCUCCUGACUCUACCAACGUUCAUGUCGCCUCCUUUGGGGACUCUGGAGAAGAAGAUGUCGCCCAUGUCAGCGGACCGGCAUUAGCUGAGGUGCACGCACAUCCUCCAUUCUCAGGAAUUCAGCAUCAACUUCCGAUGAAACUUCCCGACAACUCCAAAAAGAUCAUUGACGCGUAUUUGGCUUACACGAAUUGCUGGUUUCCGAUAUUAGAGCCGCACGAGCUUCUACGAACAUUCCACCAGUAUCGACUUUCAGGUGACGAGCGUUACCGCUCGAGUGAUGAACUCGGCCAAGUGGCUGUGCUGUGGGCAGUCCUUGCAUAUGAGACUUGUAAGGGUGGAGGUUUUGCGGUACCGUUUGACGGCGACUUGCAUGGACACCCUACGUACAAGACAGCGCGACAGCUGAUUCCUGUUGAAGAAGAGGACCACCAGCUCGGUCAUACACAAGCACUUCUCAUUCUUGCAUUGAUCAACCUUGGCCGCGGUCAUUGGAAGGCGUGCUGGCUUCUUGUUGGCUAUGCUCUACGUCUGAUGCAGUACCACGACAAUAAGCAUGAAACGCAAGAUCAGAACGGGGGUGCUAGACCCCAAAUACGCGGCUCUAGGCAAGCCCAUACCUUAGCAGGAUGUUUUAUCUUUGAGAAACUGCUUGCAAUGAGGAUGAGGAAAACUUUGCUGGGAAGUCACACAUCUCCGCCCCCCGCGCUGCCCGAGGACGGUUUGGAAGAGUGGGAGACACCCAGAUUACCGGAUCUGAUCAUUCAGUCGCAAUAUAAGCCAUCAGCAGAGGUCCCGGGGAGGAUUCUCAGCACGUUCAACAGGCUUACUUCUACCAUCGACUAUCUCGGUAACCUGCCCCUGACUGUUCAGCGAGCAGAUCAUCUUAAUAUGUCUGAUUUGCGACAUGAACAGGCUUUAGAAACCCUGCAAUCGACCGGCCCCCCAAAAGACCACGAGUCGGAUCCUGAUUCUUAUCCUCAAUUCUUGUUAAGCUACCUAGUGAACCAGUGUGUUCUUUUGACAGUAAACCGCCAAAAGAUAUGGGUACCCCAAACCGAUCAGCCAGGGUCCGUGACACCCGAUGCGGACUGUCUUGAACCGCUUAUACGCUUUUCUUGUGCUAUGCGAGACUUUGAACGCACACACGGAGCAGGCCGAGUACCGGUCAUGUUGGUCGCGAUUUGCAGUCGAAUGAUUGAGGAUCUCGUGAUCCUUGCCAAAAUCCCGCAGUUGUGGACGAAAUCUGCCACGAUUUCGGCGGUCGAUGCCGUCGUCAGUUCGAUGCAGAAAUUUGGCAGAAUCUGGCCAGCUUUUAGGCACCUUGGAAAAACCGUCUCUUCCAUCAAAGCGGCUUCGAAUCUUGGACGGCAACAUCCUGCCGUCCUAAAUCCGAAUCUGCUACAACAUCGGUCUCAUUUGGCUAGUGACACGGGCUGUAUACACGCAGGAAGUAUGGACAGUCCGUCACUCGUUGCGUCUUGUGCCGCCAUCGGUUCAAGCUCAACCAGCGGUGCAUUUGCGGGUGGUACUGAGUCUCAAGCACAGAAUCCCGCCUUGGCCGGUCCCGGCGGCGUAUCAGCCAUGGAAAGCCAGCCACAAGCUGCAAACAUCUUCGAAGAUGACAUGCUGGCUGGUGGUGUCAACGACGUCUACUUUCAACUUGCUCAAACCGACAUGAUGGAGUGGUCGGGAAAUUGGCAGCAAGAGGGGCUCCAAACACUUGGAUUCGACAACAGCUCAUUUGAACGACUCUACAGUAUCGGGCAAUGA
This is a messenger RNA of Fonsecaea multimorphosa CBS 102226, 2268 nucleotides long. RefSeq lists its product as uncharacterized. The transcript has a single exon. Lineage: Eukaryota; Fungi; Ascomycota; Eurotiomycetes; Chaetothyriales; Herpotrichiellaceae. Bases 1 to 2268 code for a protein of 755 amino acids. Gene Ontology annotation, biological process: positive regulation of transcription by RNA polymerase II; DNA-templated transcription. The record is from RefSeq and is a predicted model, not a curated record. Gene Ontology annotation, molecular function: zinc ion binding; DNA-binding transcription factor activity, RNA polymerase II-specific; DNA binding.